Messenger RNA from Kogia breviceps (pygmy sperm whale), 3778 nucleotides. The record is from RefSeq and is a predicted model, not a curated record. NCBI's taxonomy places the organism in Eukaryota, Metazoa, Chordata, Mammalia, Artiodactyla, Physeteridae.
CUCCCUUUCUCUCGCAGCAUCUUCCUGGGAGCCUGUAGGUGAAGCAGCACCAGCAGCAUCCAUGGCCUAUCUUUGGGGUUAACACUUGUCUCCUUUGGCUUCAGCAUCGGACAGAGCAGAUCUCUCAGCAGCAGAAGCAGCGUUGUGAGGACUUAGCUGGGACCUGGAAUCGUAUCCUCCUGUAUUUUUUCAGACUCUUUGGAAAUUAAGGAAUGCAAUUCUGCCACCAUGAUGGAAGGAUUGAAAAAGCGUACAAGGAAGGCCUUUGGAAUACGGAAGAAAGAAAAGGACACUGAUUCGACAGGUUCACCAGAUAGAGAUGGAAUUAAGAAAAGCAAUGGGGCACCAAAUGGAUUUUAUGCGGAAAUUGAUUGGGAAAGAUACAACUCGCCUGAGCUGGAUGAAGAAGGCUACAGCAUCAGACCUGAGGAACCCGGCUCUACCAAAGGAAAGCACUUUUAUUCUUCAAGCGAAUCGGAAGAGGAAGAAGAAUCACACAAGAAGUUUAAUAUCAAGAUUAAGCCAUUGCAAGCUAAAGACAUUCUUAAGAACGCUGCAACUGUAGAUGAACUGAAGGCAUCAAUAGGCAACAUUGCACUUUCCCCAUCACCAGUGGGUGCAAUUAAAAGGAACUUAUCCAGUGAAGAAGUAGCGAGACCCAGGCGUUCCACACCAACUCCAGAACUCAUAAGCAGAAAACCUCCAGAUGACACCAUGGCACUUGCUCCUCUCUUUGGCCCACCAUUAGAAUCAGCUUUUGAUGAACAGAAGACAGAAGUUCUUUUAGAUCAGCCUGAGAUAUGGGGUCCAGGCCAACCUAUUAAUCCAAGCACGGAGUCGCCAAAGUUAACAAGGCCUUUUCCCACUGGAACACCUCCACCAUUGCCUCCAAAACACGUACCAGCCACCCCACCCCGAACAGGCUCCCCCUUAACAACUGGACCAGGAAAUGACCAGUCAGCCACAGAGGUCAAAAUUGAAAAACUACCAUCAAUCAAUGACUUGGACAGCAUUUUUGGCCCUGUGUUGUCCCCCAAGUCUGUUGCUGUUAAUGCUGAAGAAAAGUGGGUCCAUUUUUCUGAUACAUCCCCGGAACGUGUUACUCCAGAGUUGACUCCAAGGGAAAAGGUGGUGUCCCCACCAGCUGCCUCAGACAACCCAGCUGACUCCCCGCCUCUGGGUCCCCCGGGCCCUCCUGGCCCCCCAGGACCUCCGAGUCCUCCUCGCAAUGUACCAUCGCCACUCAACUUAGAAGAAGUCCAGAAGAAAGUCGCUGAGCAGGCCUUCAUUAAAGAUGAUUACUUAGAAACAAUCUCAUCUCCUAAAGAUUUGGGGCUGGGGCAGAGAGCAACUCCGCCUGCCCCACCACCACCCACCUACAGGACUGUGGUUUCGUCCCCCGGACCUGGCUCGGGCAGUGGUACGGGGACCACCAGUGGUGCAUCAUCCCCUGCUCGGCCAGCCACCCCCUUGGUUCCUUGCAGCACCACGACCCCACCUCCACCUCCUCCCCGGCCUCCGUCUCGGCCAAAGCUACCUCCAGGGAAGCCUGGAGUCGGAGAUGUGCCCCGACCUUUCAGCCCUCCCAUCCAUUCUUCCAGCCCUCCUCCGAUAGCACCCCUAGCCCGGGCUGAGAGCACUUCUUCAAUAUCGUCCACCAAUUCCUUGAGUGCAGCCACCACCCCGACAGUUGUGUCAGAAGCUGAUGUUUUUUAUGACAAACUGCCCUCGUUUGAAAGGCGCUGUGAAACGCCCGCAGAGAAUGAACAGCCUUCCCUCGUUUGGUUUGACAGAGGAAAGUUUUAUUUGACUUUUGAAGGUUCUUCCAGGGGACCCAGCCCCCUAACCAUGGGAGCCCAGGACACCCUCCCUGUUGCAGCAGCAUUUACAGAAACGGUCAAUGCCUACUUCAAAGGAGCAGAUCCAAGCAAAUGUAUCGUGAAGAUUACUGGAGAAAUGGUGUUGUCCUUUCCUGCCGGCAUCACCAGACACUUUGCCAACAACCCAUCGCCAGCUGCCCUGACUUUUCGGGUGACAAAUUUCAGCAGGUUAGAACACGUCCUGCCAAAUCCCCAACUUCUCUGCUGUGAUAAUACCCAAAAUGAUGCCAAUACCAAGGAAUUCUGGGUAAACAUGCCAAAUUUGAUGAUUCAUCUAAAGAAAGUGUCGGAACAAAAACCCCAGGCUACAUAUUAUAACGUGGAUAUGCUCAAAUAUCAGGUGUCAGCCCAGGGCAUUCAGUCCACACCUCUGAACCUGGCAGUGAACUGGCGAUGUGAGCCGGCAAGCACUGACCUGCGCAUAGAUUACAAAUACAAUACGGAUGCAAUGGCAACGGCCGUGGCCCUCAACAAUGUGCAGUUCCUGGUCCCCAUAGAUGGAGGGGUAACCAAGCUCCAGGCUGUGCUCCCACCAGCAGUCUGGAAUGCUGAACAGCACAGAAUAUUGUGGAAGAUUCCUGAUAUUUCUCAGAAGUCAGAAAAUGGAGGAGUGGGCUCUUUAUUGGCAAGAUUUCAGUUAUCUGAAGGCCCAAGCAAACCUUCCCCAUUGGUUGUGCAGUUUACAAGUGAAGGAAGCACCCUUUCUGGCUGUGACAUUGAACUUGUUGGAGCAGGGUAUAGAUUUUCACUCAUCAAGAAAAGGUUUGCUGCAGGAAAAUACUUGGCAGAUAACUAAUAAAAUCUUAUGCAAGGAUUUGGAGGAUUCAUAUAAUGGAGAACUACUGUAUGAGAAACAGGUUUUAAUUUUGGUUUGAUGAAAACAAACCAAAAUCUGCACUUGGGGUAUAUCUGCUGGAAAUGUCAAUGACUUUCAGCAAUGAUUUCCCUCACACAAUACCAUGAUGACCAGUCCUACAGUAUUUACUUCUAGGUGUAAUAUUGUUAAUGGUUUUAAAAUGUAAUUAUUGUAUUUGUAAAUUGUACUCAUUCCAGUAAGGCAGUUAUACUUGAGUUUUAGCAUUUUACCAUUUCUGAAAUGGAUGUAAUUUAAACUGUGAUAUGUAAAUUUAAUAGUAGUACUGUUGAAUGGCACAAUGCUUACAGAGGUAGAUUGCAUUUUGUCAAUAUAUAAAAUUUAAAUAUAAUAUUGAUAGCUGUCAUAAGGGGGUGCCACACACAAAGAAAAUUUAGUGGAACCAGAAAAAACUUCCUUUUCUUCGGUCCUUAGUAUGUUUUACUCUAGUGCUAAAUAAAAAUUCUAUCUUCAAAUAUUUAGUGGGUUAAAGUCAGAAACUAUUUCAGAAAAAAAAUUCUGAGGUACAUGCGCAUAUUCAAAGAAAAGCAUUAAUUAUCACUUUUUAAAAAGCUUUUUUUUCAAACUGCAAAUUUCAUAAAAAUGCAAACUGUGUAAACAGGGCCUCUUAUUUUUAUAACUUGUGUAAAAAGGGAAAGCAAUUCAUAUUUAAAGUUUAUGAAAUUAUAAUCAAGAGUAAAGAAGAUGUCGAAGUCUUAACUACUUCCCCCUCUCUCCACAGUUUAGCAGAUGUGGAGAUUACUGAAUAAUCAGACUAAAACCAAAAUUGUGAUUUUAAAAUUUCAAGAAUUUCCAUAGUUGAACUGGUUAACAACUUUUGCACAAUAACUAAACAGAGAGUGCCUCCCAUCCAGCAUGGGGAAUGGUACCAAGCAUCUUCCUCUUUACCAAUAGGAACCAAAACAUUGAGUCUAAAUAUCCCAAAAGAAAAAGAUUUUAGUCCCCUACUUAAAUCCAGAAGGAGAAUUUUAAUUGUCAUCAUUUAUAUCAUUUGGGAAGGAAAAAAUAAGCUUUAUAAAUCAAA